This is a messenger RNA of Caenorhabditis bovis, 552 nucleotides long. Lineage: Eukaryota; Metazoa; Nematoda; Chromadorea; Rhabditida; Rhabditidae. The record is from the annotation of a GenBank genome assembly.
AUGACAGAAUACGAUAAAUACGCUGAGCAAUUAAGACAUCCAGAUAAUCCAAUUGUUUUUCUUGAAGUCACUGCCGGGGGUGCACCAAUUGGAACAAUUGUGAUUGAACUUUUCGCCGACGUGACUCCACGUACAGCCGAAAACUUCCGCCAAUUAUGCACCGGCGAAUUUAAAAAAGACGGUGUCCCUAACGGUUACAAGAAUUGCACAUUUCAUCGCGUCAUCAAAGAUUUUAUGAUUCAAGGAGGCGAUUUUGUUAAUGGUGACGGAACAGGUAUGACGAGUAUCUAUGGCGCCAAGUUCCGCGAUGAAAACUUCGAACUGAAACACGUUGGUCCCGGAAUAUUGUCGAUGGCGAAUGCUGGUCCCGACACGAAUGGCUGCCAAUUCUUUAUUACCUGCACCAAAACCGAUUUUUUGGAUAACAAACACGUUGUUUUCGGAAGAGUGCUCGACGGAAUGCUGACUGUUCGAAAAAUCGAAAACGUGCCGACCGGAGCCAGCAACAAUCCGAAAUUGCCGAUUGUGAUCGUCCAAUGUGGACAAUUAUAA